Messenger RNA from Entelurus aequoreus (snake pipefish), 4338 nucleotides. RefSeq lists its product as uncharacterized. The record is from RefSeq and is a predicted model, not a curated record. NCBI's taxonomy places the organism in Eukaryota, Metazoa, Chordata, Actinopteri, Syngnathiformes, Syngnathidae. The transcript has 2 exons. The coding region runs from base 1074 to 3122 and encodes 682 amino acids.
UGUUAAUGUGUGCUGACUUGUUUUCUCUGCUACGUUUAAUCGGUGCUCUAGUCUUUGACGAUAUACUAACUAACUAACUAAAUGAACCUACACCAAUAUGCACCAUUAAAGUUGGAGGAGUCCAAAUGAUGACUGUGUGUUCUCUGACCGGAACCCCAACGUGGUCAAUAUCCGAAAAAACCAGUCGCAGAGUUUAAUACUCAAUAAAGGUCCUUCGAGCCGGAUAUAAUUGGCUACAAUGGAAAUGUCAUCAGAGGAUGAAUCUGCGUCUCCAUUCCAUCCUGAUGUACGAGGCCGAUCGGUGAGGGAACGCCGCACCCCAAAACAUCUCGAAGACUACAUCCUUGCCUAUAAUGUGCACCAACCUGCCCUUUCCUCCCCCCUGCCGAGAUGGAGGAGCAGAGAGGAGCAGCAGCCGCAGUGAACAGUAGCCAAGCAGAUGCAUUGCUUCAAAUAGAUGACAGAGUAACCUCACAUCGUGCCACGUCAGUCAUGCUGAAUGUUUCUUCACUCAGGAAACUAAUGGAAUCAGUAACAGUAAAGGAAAAGGAGGAGACAGACGAAAUUACUCGACUUACUGCUAAACUCCGCCAAUAUGAGAGCAGACAACGGCGACGGCAACAGCUGAUAAAACACAUAUCGUCCUUCCUCAUGGAAGAAGAAAUGGACGGAAAUGACCUUCAUACGGACACGGAGCCUUCACCAGCACAACCUCCUUCAGUGAGCAACAGUUGUGCUGCAAUUUCCAUUUCACAUACUCCCUCACCUGAACCAGUAACAAAGCAACUGCACUUUGUAAAGCCUCCACUUCGGGGAUGUAUAACAGCAAGCACGCAUUCAGUGUCAGGGAAUGAAACUAAUAAAGUGGACAUUAUUCCCGCAGCUGCACGUGAGAGAGCUGCUUCCCCACCUACAUUAACACAAACAUUCUCACCACAAUGCCCAAGCUCCCCCUCCUCUGUUGCUUCAUAUAGAAUGGUGUUGCCUGCUGUACAUCAGGAACAACUCCCCAGCCAGGACACAUUAUUACUACGACCAAAGGGCCCCCCUCAGCACUGUGGCAAAUCUGGAGAAUGCAUCCAACCAGCCGAUCAUCAACGCACUACAGCAACCUGUACACCUGCAGUUUCUUCUUACAACCCCUGAAUGUGCUCAGUCAUCCCUUUCCACCUGCAAUACCUGACGCUCACUCAGGUGCAAACGUAACUCAUCACCUCCCCGGACUCACAGCAGUAACAACACCUCAGUACCCAUUAUACACUUCACCACUAGAGGGUAGCAUGCCCACAGUCUAUCAGCCACAGAUGCUGUCAAGUCACAAUGUUCCCCCAUUACCCACUAACUUGUCACAACGCUCAACAUAUGGUGUGUCACAACGCUCAACUUACGGGGUGCCACAACCUAAAAUUCCAGAUUUUACUGCAGAUAGUGAAAGAGAGUUUGCUAAACUCAAGCUUGCUCUUUGUAACCUACUCGAACCCCAUCCAGACUUAAGUGAGAAUUAUAAAUAUCAUGUGCUACUUGAACAUCUCAAGCUUCCCGAAGCACAAAUGAUAGGUCAGUCGUGCCGCCACCAUCCAUACCCAUAUACAGCCACCAUGCAAGCUUUGCAGUUCCAGUAUGGUCAGCCACAUCAGCUUGCUCAAAGCGAAAUAGCUGCCAUUCUGACCUCCCCAGAUGUCAAGCCGACUGAUGCCCGCACCUUUCAGAGCUUUGCUCUGCGAGUCCAUCUCCUAGUAAGCAUGCUGCUCUCCUUAGAGAGACCACAAGGCAUGGAACUGAACUGCUGCUCACAUGUCGAUCGCCUACUUAGCAAGCUGCCAAAGUACCACAGAGAUGGGUUCAUCGAGCAUUUACAGUUACAAGGCAAAUUAAAUGGCACAAGUCUGAACCCCUACAACCUGCAGGACCUAAAUGGAUGGCUUCAAGGUAAAGCACAACAGCAGCGCCUUUCCAGCAGAUUGGUGCAACGCUAUCAACAGGAGAAGCCCUCGGGGAGCGCAACAGAAAAAGAUCCCUUCAGGGUUAAAGGUCAAGCUACAGCUGUAUAUUUUGGAGCAGCGCCAACACGACAGGGUGCCUCCACUAAGCACUCUCUUGCUGACACCAACAAAGCUAACAAAAUGCAUUGUCUCUUCUGCAAUAGCAAGGAACACUAUAUUGGUCGCUGUCAACAGAUCAGAAAACAUUCUGCGGCGCACCUGGAUAAAUGGAUAGUAGAAGAAGGACGAUGCUGGAGAUGUGCACGUGCUCAUGCACCCGACGCAAGUACUCUCAAGAAGCCCUGCAGCGACUGCAAUGGUAUCCACCUCCAAGUUCUCCACAAUGUAGCUCAACGGUAUACUGAAGACACCCAGAUGACUCCCACAGAGAGUCGUGUCUAUUUGACUCCCAGCAUCACCUCAAGUAGAGUGCUCCUGAAAGUUGUUCCUGUACUGCUGCACCAUAAUUCAAAAUCAAUGGAGACAUUUGCUGUCUUAGAUGAUGGGGCUCAACGAACUAUGAUUUUACCUGACGCAGCACAACAUCUACACUUGCAUGGCCAACAUGAAAUCCUUGCCCUGCGCACCGUGCGCACAGACCUUACCCACCUCAAGGGUUUAACAGUUGACUUUGAGAUUUCCCCUAUAAAGAACCCAGGGAAACGUUACCAAGUGCAAGGUGCGUUUACUGCACAAGGUCUGGAUCUGAUGGAGCAGACCUACCCAGUUCAGAGACUUCAGAGGAAGUACACACAUCUACGUGGGAUUUCGUUGAAACCAUUCUCCAAUGCACGCCCCCUAGUGUUAAUUGGGUCAGACAAUGUGCACCUGAUCACUGCCACGAAACCAGUCCGCCAGGGAAAUAAUGGAGGACCCGUAGCCAUCCACACAGCACUUGGAUGGACUUUACAAGGGGCGGAGGAAAGAACACAAGCACAGAGCUCAACACAACAUGACAUCUUGUUUCGUAAUGUGGAAAAGUUAUGGCAACUUGAUGUUUUGCCUUUCAGGAACGAAAAGAUGGUUGUUCGCUCUCGUGAAGAUCAGGAAGCAAUCACCCUAUUGGAGACAAGAACUCAGCGAGUCGAUAUAGAGCAGGGGUCACCAACGCGGUGCCCGCGGGCACCAGGUCGCCCGUAAGGACCAGAUGAGUCGCCCGCGGGCCUGUUCUAAAAAAAUAAAAAAUAAAUAAAAUUAAAAAAAAAUAAAAUUAAAAAAAAAUUAAUAAAUAAAUAAAUCUACAUAGAAAAAACACAAGAUACACUUUCAAUCAGUGCAUCAACCCAAACAACCUCCCCCAUGCACACUCAUCCACACCCACUCACACAAAAGGGGUUAUUUCUUUCUGCUACCAAUAUUCUGGUUCCCACAACAUAGACAACACAUCUGCAAGGGACACAGUCCCUGAAGCACACAUGAUUGUAUAGGCUGCUGGUCCACUAACAUUUUCAUUAAUUACUAUUUUUUAUGUAAUUAUUUUUAUAUUGUUUUACUUUCUUUUUUAUCCAAGAAAAUGUUUUUUAUUUAUUUAUCUAAUUUUAUUUUAUUUUUUAAAAAAGGACCUUAUCUUCAACAGACCAGGUUGUCAAUGAAAUUAGAUUUGUUUGAAGGGUUUUUUAAACUAGGCCCAUUCCAGAUAAUGUCCAAGUCGGACUCAGCAACACACACCUUCAUUCAUGUACACAGAAACAAAUUAGGGAACACAACAGAUUGCAUAUAAUUUAUAAACAAAAUUACAUUUUCAAAAUAAGCAUUUAUGUACAGUCCAGAUUAUGUCCAGGUCACUCAAAUUAGGGAACACAACAACAGAUAUCAUAUAAUCUAUAAACAUAAUUAUACUUUCAAAAUAAGUCUUUGAGGACUUCUCAUCUUUUUUUUAAUGUUUUUUGGCAUCAUUAUCGUUUUCAACCAUGUAACUUUCUAAAGUUAGAAAAUACUGAAUAAAUGUUUUAAAGAGAGUAAUACUAAGUGAAUAUCUGUUUUUGGCCUCAAAAAUAAACAUUUUACCGAGUACUAUAAUUAAAUUGACUAAAUCAUGAUUGUCAAUGAACUCUCCUAAAAUAACAGAAACCACAUUAAGCUUCAUAAACACACCAAUUCUUAAACACAUUUUUUUUCAACUUCCACCCAAAACAAAGACACAAUAUGACAAUACCAAAACAAAUGCAGGGUGGAUUCAGGCUCCUGACAACAAAAUCGGCAAUCAUCUGACUCUGUCAUAUUCCAUCAUUUUAACAUUUUCCCUUUGGGUAAGAAGUUAUAAAUAAUUUUAAUUUGAAAAUAACGAUUUUGCACAUCGAUAGUGGUUUUAUAGAUUAGUUUGAAUAUGGCAUCCCAUGGCAACGGGCAGUCAAAA